Molecule: messenger RNA, 1185 nt
Organism: Pelecanus crispus (Dalmatian pelican)
Lineage: Eukaryota; Metazoa; Chordata; Aves; Pelecaniformes; Pelecanidae
Source: RefSeq, a predicted model, not a curated record
UUCGCUGGGACCUUGUCAGAUGGUUUGGGAAAGACAAUGGAUAACAGACAUCAAACCGAACGAGAAUACAUCCGGUAUCAUGCUGCAACUAGUGGAGAACAUCUCGUAGCUGGAAUCCAUGGACUUGCACAUGGUAUUAUUGGAGGAUUGACGAGUGUCAUAACUUCGACAGUUGAAGGUGUGAAAACCGAAGGAGGCGUCAGUGGUUUCAUAUCGGGCCUUGGCAAAGGGCUGGUGGGCACAGUAACCAAGCCUGUGGCUGGAGCUCUGGACUUCGCCUCGGAAACUGCACAGGCAGUGAGGGACACUGCCACCCUAAGUGGCCCCAGGACACAAGCGGAGAGAGUGAGAAAGCCACGCUGCUGUAGAGGGCCUCAAGGGCUCUUGCCCCGCUAUUUAGAAAGUCAAGCAGAAGGACAAGAACAGCUGUUCAAACUGACCGACAACAUCCAAGAUGAGUUCUUCAUAGCAGUGGAGAACAUAGACAGCUACUGUGUUCUCAUUUCGUCUAAAGCUGUUUAUUUCCUGAAGAGUGGUGAUUACACAGACCGCGAGGCCAUCUUCCUAGAAGUCAAGUAUGAUGAUCUCUACCACUGCCUUGUUUCAAAAGACCAUGGGAACGUGUAUAUACAGUUGACGAAGAAAGCUGUUAAUACAAGUAGUGGUGUAGCAAUGCCAGGCCCAUCACAACAAAAACCAAUGGUGAAAGUGAAAUCUGAAGUUCUUGCAGUAAAGCUAUCUCAAGAAAUAAACUAUGCAAAGAGCCUUUAUUAUGAACAACAGCUUAUGUUAAGACUCAGUGAAAAUCAAGAACAAUUAGAGCUGGACUCUUGAAACCUCUUCCUUACUGCCAGAAUGAAUUGCAAGUAUCAGUCUGGAGCCAAUGGUAUUCUGUAACUAGAGACACUACUACAUGGGAAGGAAAUAAAUGCAAUUUUAGUAUUUAGCUAAAUGAAAUCAUUGUGCAUAAGAAAACAAGUGAGGUGGGCUUUUUUUUUUUUUUUAAAUUAGUUGUAUAACAAAGAUAUAGCUGAAACGCAUUUGGUUCUAGAAGAAGCCCUGUAUUUUGCUAACAUGUAUAUAUGUAAAAGUGUUUCAUGUAAAUAAGAGACCAGGGUGUUGGUAUAAAUAGACGUCUGUUUACUGUGUAAAGAAAUUAAAGGAGCUAUACUGAGUCUUACUGCA